Molecule: messenger RNA, 2972 nt
Organism: Oncorhynchus tshawytscha (Chinook salmon)
Lineage: Eukaryota; Metazoa; Chordata; Actinopteri; Salmoniformes; Salmonidae
Gene: il17rel
Product: interleukin 17 receptor E-like
Exons: 18
Coding region: 214-1902 (562 amino acids)
Molecular function (GO): interleukin-17 receptor activity
Source: RefSeq, a predicted model, not a curated record
CUUUUGUCUCUCUUGUCUGUGAACCAUCUACUACACUACAACCAUCCCUUACUGGAACAGGCACAGUGACAGACAGGGUUAGCUACAGACCAGCCGCCUGCCUCACACAGCUAGAGUACAAUACCAAACCAGCAUACCUGAAAGAAGACAUCUCCCAACCAAACUUUGAACAGACUUCAGCACUAUAGUGAGGUCGCAGGACUGGGAGUGAAGAUGAUUUUAACUACUAUAUUGAUGGUGUCUCUCUAUGGGCUCUCUCUGGCCCAAGGGGAAGGAAUGGAGAGGAUCCAGGAAUGUAAAACCAGAUGCUCCAAGGGCCUCCAUUGCAAAAGUAAAACCCACUAUUCCUUUGCCCCAUGCAGGACCCAGAAAGCAGGCCUAAACACCAGUGUUGUCUUCCACAACGUCAGCCUGUCCACAGUGAUGAGGUGUGAGGGGAAACAGAAGUGCUCUCUUCACUUUCGAGUUCACACUGCUCUUCAGCUCAGUGAGCACAUCCAUGGCAUCUCCAUAUGCACUGUCACUGCAGGGAUGAUGUUGGAAAUCUGUAGGCUCGUCAGCUUCCCCAGAGUAGCCAGAGAGAGACUGGAGGGACAGCAGUUGGAGGUUCAGAAUGACUGCUCUGAGGUGUGGCCAGGUCAAUACGUUCACGUCACUCUAAAGACAAAUCCAAGCUACUGUGGAGUCACCUGGACAAGCACUUACCAAGUCCCAGAAUGUAGCAGCAGAGAUCUUCGGAGUAACAUUCCAGAAUGCAUCACUGGGAGGCUAGCGUACACUGUGGACUCAGACAGAAAGGAGCUGGCUGUGUCUGUCUCAGACAUGUUGGAGGAUAAAGACUAUCACCUGAGACUGUGUCACAGAAAAGACUACACCUGUAGAGACACAGGGGCCAACGCACUGAUCAGAAAGGAGGAUGUGCUGAAGAAUACUACUCUGCAGUAUUCUACACCGUUGCCCUGUCUCUGCAUCGAGGGCUGGUCUGCCACCUCUGAUGCACCCAGAGUUCAAGUCUUUCCCUUCAGAGACAAUCUGGAGGAGUUGUGGUCCGGCAUUAACUUUGACCCGGUGGAGGAGUUGUUGUCAUGGGAACCGGUGUGUCCUGUUGUUGCGGUGAUCUCACUGUGCCAAAAACAAGGGUACGAUGAGUGUGACGAUCUGGCUGGUUCAUCACAGACCCUCAACAGGGAGAAGAUAACAUUCUCCACAGUGGAUCCACACCCACAGCUUUGCAUGAAGUUUACCACAGACUCUGGAUCCUGGAUCCGGUGCCCCUUUGCAGAUGGGAAUUUCCAAGCUUGGGACCUGGGUGUCGACCAGCUGGGGCUGGUUUUAACGUCACGGGUCAGAGCACCCCUCUCUCUUCAUGUGUGUGUGAAGACGGGGACCUCUGCAUGCCACCCAGAACACACACUCCCUGUACAUGUGGAGAAAUCUGCUAAUCUCAACCUGACUGUGGACGUAUGCCUACCAAACACCUGUGUCCAGGUGAAGAGGCUUAACGUCAAGUAUGCUGUCACCAUCCUUCAUUGCCAUAUACGAUGCUUGGACCUAGCGGAUGCCCGUGGCCGUGCCCAUGCCCCUGCAAUGGUUGGGCAAACUCCGGCCUUGCAAGGCUACUUGGAGCUGAUCUGGGUAGUGGUGCCAGCUGUGGCCUGUCUCACUGCUGCUGUCAUAGUGGCAGCUCUAGUCAUCAAAGCCCUAAUAACUGUUCACCAGAGGAGGCACAGAAAAGGACGGCAUGGGGUCUGUACAUUGAAACAACAAACAGAAUCUCAUGCUGUUGCUGUUGACCGCGCCACCCCAGGACUCCAAGAUCAGACUACUCUCCAUAAAGAGAUGCCCAUACCUUACACUCUUCCGUUUGAAAAUUGCGAAAGGCAUAACUUACUGCAGUUUUAAUUUAGUCUUAGAUUUAGUCUUAAAUUAGAUUUUAGCUUCGUUACAUUUUUAUAAUUUAAUCUUUUGUUAAUUUUUGUUAUUUUCAGUUGACAAAAACCCUGCUUUCCUUCAAAAUAGGAGAAUAUGAGCUUUCCCACAAUGCCAGAAGUAUUACUAUACUCCUAAUAUUCCGCAAAAAUCAUUUGUUUUCCCAAUUGGAAAAAGCAACUGCACCUCGCUAUUGCCAACACAGAUUAAUAAAAGUGCACAUGGCACAAUAGAGCUUCUGAUGUGAUCAGAGCAAAAAUUACUAAAAUUAAAGCAAAGAUUUAAAAUACAUUAUUGUUUCUAAUUGAGGUUAGUUUGUUACAAUUUAAGUAUACUGUCUGCGCAUCAGCUCAAAAGAGAGACCGAGAUUAGUGAUUAAAGUGACUGGGAGCCGUGUUUGUGGGAGAGCCAGAUCAAUACAACCAGCCCAUGCAACAGAAAGAUGUUAUCGGCUAAUGAGAGGAUUGCAUUAUAUAUUCUGCACAGGGAUGCAUGCUUAUAAUUGGACAAAACAGAUUUAAAGGAGUUUCAUGUGAAAUUGAAUGUCCAUUUGUCUCACGUGGAAUUCUCGCCUCGUUACAUUUUACAAUUAAAAGUAAUUGGUAAUAGUUAUAGUUUUUUUCCAGAGCAUUUCAUCUCAUCAUUAGUUUCAUCAGGAAAAAUAGGUUGUUGACUACAGAGAGCUCAAACACGAGAUGGCUCAAACAAAAGAUGUAUGUGGCAGGGUCUACAGUCAAUCAUGGAUUUCAAAAAGAAAACCAGCCCCGUCAUGGACAUCAACAUCUUGCUCCCAGACAAAUUAAACAACUUCUUUGCUCACUUUGAGGACAAUACAGUGCCACUGACACGGCCCGCUACCAAAGCCUGUGGGCCCCCCUUCGUUGUGGCCAACUUGAGUAAAACAUUUAAGCGUGAUAGCCCUCGCAAAACUGCUGGCCCAGACGGCAUCCCUAGCCGCAUCCUUACUGACAUAUUCAAUCAAUCCCUAUCCCAGUCUGCUGUUCCCACAUGCUUCAAGAUGGCCACCAUUGUUCCUGUUCACA